This is a messenger RNA of Dioscorea cayenensis subsp. rotundata (Guinea yam), 894 nucleotides long. RefSeq lists its product as uncharacterized. The transcript has a single exon. NCBI's taxonomy places the organism in Eukaryota, Viridiplantae, Streptophyta, Magnoliopsida, Dioscoreales, Dioscoreaceae. The record is from RefSeq and is a predicted model, not a curated record. Bases 1 to 894 code for a protein of 297 amino acids.
AUGAGGAACUUGGCUUCAUGUCUCAGCGAACAUGCUGUCAGGGUCUCAGAUUCUUCAUGUUCUGGCGCCGGCAACAACAAAAACAUCUCCUUGGCCAUAUUUGACCGUAAUUCCUUCCAGAACUCGGUCACAUGUCUCUAUAAAACGAGGCUAAUUUCCACUGCCAAGGAGCUCUUCUUCAAACUCACUUGGUCCAAGACCAACACCGGACCAUCUCUCUCCGUCUCCAUUGAUGACAACACCCAAGUCUUGAGGGAAAUGGAAGGGAAGCAAUCAUAUAAACAUGGAGGCUUGGUGAUCUCCAUACACUGGGAUUUCUCUUCAGCCAGAUAUACAUGCUACGCCCCUGACCCAGUGGACAACAACUUCUACGUCAUAGUCAUGGCUGACUCUGAGUUUGCUCUGUUGCUCGGAGAUUUGAGCACAGACUACGUCAAGAUGUUUGAAAACACUUGUAGUAGAGGUAUCCCAAUAGCCCAAUAUUCUCUGGUUUGCCGGAAAGAACAAGUCUUCACUCAUGGUGUUUAUAGGACAAAAUCUCGGUUUGCAGACAAUGGGAAGGUUCAUGAGAUCAUGAUAAAGUGCAAAGGGGACUCAUGGGACGUGAAGAACUCGGGGUUGUCAGUGUGGGUGGACAAGAAGAAGGUGGUGCAUGAACAGAGAUUGUACUGGAACUUCAGAGGCAAUCAGGUUAUGUUCGUUGAUGGUUUGCCUGUGGAUUUCAUGUGGGAUUUCCAUGAUUGGUGGUUUGGAGGUCCUUCUGGGUGUGCUGUCUUUGUGUUUAGGACCAGGAGUUCACUGGAGAGCAGGCCAUGGCUCGAAGAGGAUGAGUUGCAAAAGGAACAGAGCUUCUCCGGGUUCUCUCUUUUGAUCCAAGCCUUAAAAAGUCCAUAA